This is a messenger RNA of Diachasmimorpha longicaudata, 4189 nucleotides long. It is a transcript of the gene Ripk5, whose product is annotated as dual serine/threonine and tyrosine protein kinase-like. The record is from RefSeq and is a predicted model, not a curated record. Bases 486 to 3431 code for a protein of 981 amino acids. Gene Ontology annotation, biological process: positive regulation of ERK1 and ERK2 cascade; cellular response to fibroblast growth factor stimulus; negative regulation of apoptotic process. Gene Ontology annotation, molecular function: ATP binding; protein kinase activity. The transcript is spliced from 4 exons. Gene Ontology annotation, cellular component: cytoplasm. Lineage: Eukaryota; Metazoa; Arthropoda; Insecta; Hymenoptera; Braconidae.
AUCAGGCGCCUGUUUAAUGGGACAUUUGGUCCAAAGAACAUCAGAAAUUCGUAGAAUACUUGCAUAAGCUUGUCUCCGUGAAUUAUGACUUUGUUAACUGCUUGACGAUUGACGUACAUUUUCAUUAAUAUUUGGGAGUAUAGUGAUUAGAGUUAUUGCAAUUGUCGGAGUAUUUGGGGGUUAAUCAUGUGGCUGGCAAGAUUUAUACUUGCGUCAUAAGUGGAUCACGGUGAUUAUAGUGAUUAAUGUUAGGUGCGAUUGUGAUGAUUGUGUUUCUCUCCAUGUUUUAUUUUAUUGGUCUUCAUUGUUUCUUCUAUUCGGACUCCUUGAUGUUAUUGACUAGAGGACAAUGGGCUGGGGGUUGAAUGAAUGCAGUAGACAAUUGUUAAUUAUCAACAGUUGAGUUCGAAGGUCAGGCGAUGCAUAGUUAAUGAAGGGCACCAGCAAUACGAGUGAAAACGAUUUUAAGGAACAAGACUGUCAACAUGGUCAGCAAACUGCCACAGGAAUUCAGGAGAUAUCAGAGAAAUCGACAACAGUUGAGACAUAUUUUCAAAGAGACUCAACGCACUUUGGAUGUUAUUAAUCAUGAAAAUUUCUUUCCCGAUGAGAAUAUAAUCGAGGAAUUGUUACCCUCCGUAACGCUAGAUCGUUUGAUCCACAUUCUGGACAAUCAUCCAGCAAUAGUGAUAUCCGGACAAGAUUGCAAAUCCAAAGCAGCGCUUGUCAAUCACCUCCUAGCGGUUGAGAUACUUCCCUCGAUGGACGGCCAAUGGAGGUGGUUAAAAUUCGGAUAUGGUCCCACCAAGCACGUGAGUCUCACACUGGGCCUGGAGUACGAGGUCGUUGACAGGGUCCAGGCAAACGAAAUCACCUGGAAGGUCCUCCCCGAAGAAGACCUCAUCAAAUCCGGUAAUGAGGACUCAAACUGUCCCACUAUCCUCGAUGUGAAACUCAACAGGCCGGUACUGAAGGACAACGUCCAGAUUUUUGUCGUUCCUGACAUCACAGCCGUCAAGACUUUGGCAAAAGGAACCCUAGGGAUCCUCCCGAUUUUUCUUUACGCCUUAAGUGAUCAUCCCUUGACAGACGAGAACACUGCAGAAUUACGAGAACUGAAGGAAACUUAUCCUUACACUCCCGUGCUCUUUGUCUCGUCCCUCAUUAAUACAAUUCUCGACAAUGUGGAUGGAGACCUCACCGAAUCGGAACAACACCGUCUCCAAAGUCAGUCAGAAGCCUUUGCCCCUUCAUCCCCACCGGAGUCCUUCAAAGAAGACGAAAAGUUGAAUCUAGAAAAAAUGAAUUCCCUGGGUCACACCUGGCUGGAUCAACUUGGAGACCUUGGCUUCCUUAGAAUGGAGUCUGAGGAAGUAGAUCAGAUGAACUGGAUAGUAGGUGGACAGUACACCAACUCCUCAGACCUCGUCGAGUCCUACUCAAAGAUCGAUCGAGUUCUCUAUUUCACUCGAGGCUGCCUCCGAAGCUAUUUAGUCAACGCUGGCAAUUAUCUCAAUGAAAUACAUACGACAUCUCUGAGGAAGUUCAUUCUCAGUGCCUUCGACAUGGCUCGGGAAAUCCAAAUAACCCCCAGGAGAAUCCAAUAUGCCCAGCAGAAAGAAAACGAGCUCUAUACUAGUCUGAUGAGUGUGGUGAGUAAAAAUCAAGAGGAAUUAUCCGAAUUGAUUCAAAAUAUAAUUGAAGAGAUGAAAAAUGGGGUUGAGGAAGUCGACGAUGAUCCUUAUCGGCAUCAGAGUGCCUUAGCAGCCGAGAAUUCGGAGAGAAAUGAGUGGCAUGCCACUGUCAGGUCAGCUACAAGCGAGGUGCAACGGUUGGUUCUCAGUAAAUUGAGUGAAAAGGUCGCUAAACAAUUAGUAACCUCUGUCAAUUGCCUUCGGGAGAAUUUUUUCGGAACUUUACAACGAUGUUUACUGGAGUUAGAAAAGAGUUACGAUCAGGAUGGAAAUCUCCUCGCCAGUGAUGCAUUGAACCAGAUUUUAUCAGCAGCGUACAAUGUCGAACUUCAUAAUUCAUCACCAUCGUUGGUCCAUUCCUUUCUGGAGAGGCUCAGGCAGCUGUUUAAGGCUAUGCCUCUCCCCUGGGCCCCAACUCCGACUCUGGAUGCCUCCUGGAGGAGGAAGGUCACUGUAGAUGUCCUGAAUUCGCUCUCGGCUGCUAGAUUAGCGAAAACUAUCUCCACACAGUUCAGGGAUAAAAUAAAGUCCUCUCACGAUGCCUUUCAUGCAGCUCUGAGAUCACUGGAGAAUCAUUACUCUGGAAAACUGGAGAGAACUGAGGAGCAGAGAGUGGCCAUCAGGAAGAUCCAUGCGCCGAGACUUGCGAAAUUGGCUUUGGAGUCAACUUCUAUGAGUGAUAUGGUCAGAUUUGGCAUUCCCCAUCAGGGAAAGGAAAUCGGAAGGGGUCAGUAUGGAGUGGUUUUUGCUUGUGACGGAUGGGGAGGAGCUCCUGGACCUUGUGCUGUCAAGUCGGUUGUCCCUCCUGACGAGAAACACUGGAAUGAUCUUGCCAUGGAGUUUUAUUACACUAGGACUAUUCCCGAUCACAAGAGAAUUGUCAAGCUGAGGGGAUCUGUAAUCGAUCAUAAUUAUGGUGGGGGAUGCGGACUAGGUGCUGCAGUUUUGUUAAUCACCGAUCGGAUGAGUCGAGAUCUUUACUGUGGUAUAAGGGCUGGUCUGAACUGGCUGGAAAGAAUACAAAUCGCUAUCGAUGUUCUUGAGGGCAUCCGGUAUCUCCAUUCUCAAGGACUGGUGCACAGAGAUAUUAAGCUGAAAAAUGUGCUUCUGGAUAUGGAAAAUCGAGCAAAGCUGACUGAUCUUGGAUUUUGUAUCACUGAAGCUAUGAUGUCGGGCUCUGUGGUCGGAACUCCUGUUCAUAUGGCGCCAGAACUGCUUUCCGGACAUUAUGACAGCAGUGUUGAUGUUUAUGCUUUCGGAAUUUUGUUUUGGUACAUUUGUGCAGGUCACACUAGGAUGCCCUACGCCUUUGAAAAUUUUCAGAACAAGGAGCAGCUCUGGGGGAGUGUUCGAAGAGGUGUAAGACCUGAACGUUUAACUCACUUUGAUGACGAAUGCUGGACUCUCAUGGAGCAAUGCUGGUCUGGUGAGCCCUCGAAACGACCUCUUCUCGGUGCCAUUUUACCAGUACUGGAAUCAAUUCGUGAAAAGGCUGAAUUAGGCAAGUCCAUGACAGAAAUCGACGCAGUCAGGCUACCCAGCUCGCCGUACUCGUUAUCAGACACAAGAAGUCCAGCUUUAGCAUUAGCUGAGCCCAAUAACCAAAGAGGCACCAUGGCAAGUCCUCUUCCAAGACGUAGACCAUUAAGAGCUCUCAAACAUCCUGUCCUACACAUGACUAAUCUGUUUCAAACUAGCGUGUGCUCGAAUCUCUAUGUUCAAAUGCGCGAAUUCUAAGUCCUGUAAUUUUACUUACGCUCAUUUUGGAGGGCAAAAUUUUUAAAGACUGGUAAAUAUCGAAUAUUUUUUAAACAAAUAUCCGUGAAAGGGAGGAAAUUACCUUCUAAACUUACCUUUUGUGCUGUUUUUUCUACUUUACUACGAUUUGGUUUGAAUUUACUGAAUUAAGACACAGUUGGUAUUUCUAUUAGUCGAUUUUUAUACUUUUCCUAUGACCUUAUUAGGUUGUAUUACUCAACGUACGAUACCAAUUAAUCGCGUUUGGUAAUUUUUUAAGAAAACCGUUAAAAACAUAGAGAUAAAGUCAAAAAAAAUACUUGUGCUCUCUCAACGGCGCGUGCUGGUUAAUGAUGUCACACAAAAUGCAAUUAGUCUCGAUAUCAGUCCAGCAGUGUGAAAAAAUUUUUCAUCUAAUAAGGUUUCAUGAUAAGCGAUAAAUAAUAAUCAUGUGAUACAUAAACAUAACAAGGCAAGCCCAUAGUCCAUUGACACGGUUUUACUACUGUCAUGGACAUAUUGUAUUUGCCUUUCUCAUGUUGUCUAUAAGUAAUAACCAUCCGUGGUUGCUCCUCAUCCUUUAUCGUUUCCAGUUCCCAAAGAGUUUCGAGUCUCUGUUAUCAGCUUACGACGUUCUCGAACGCGAAUACGAAAUGUUGGAUAAUUGGAAAAAUUAUUAAUAACUGUGCAUAUAUUGUAAUAUUUUCCUAUUUUUGUGUUUGAAAAAUUUUUGAAUAAAGAAUAUUACUGUUAUGAAA